AUGGAGGCGGACGUGGCGGUGGCGCCCGAAGAAACGCAGGCACUCUACCGGGAGUACCGAGCCCUGAAGCAGGUCCUGGGCCAGGCAGACGGCAGCCGGCUCCCUGACCCCGAGCAGACCCCCGAGGCGGCGCAGGAGAUACCAGCUCAGGUACCUGGGCUGGGAGGAGGCCUGAGGCCUGAACCUGGAGACACAUCUGGCCCCAACCCCUUCCAGAAGGUGCCUGGGAAACCCAGCUGCUGGGGUUCCCACCUGAACCGGGCUGCAACGCAGAAACCACGCCCUGCCCCUGCGCCCAGCCGGAGGCUCGCCGUGCCGGACUACGGGAAGAAGCUCAAGGCCAACCUCCAGGGCACCCUGCAGGCAGAGCCAGCUCUGGGCUACAGACCCUCAGCUCCAAGAAGACCCUCAGUCAAGACACCUGGCCUGGAACCUCCAGACACAGAGGCUGCCCUCUCCUCUCCAGAACUCAAGCAAACAACCCCCCAGCCUCGGCCAGCCUGGCUCCAGCAGCUACAGUCCCCCCUGAGCCGUCGACUUGCCUCCCUGGACCCUGGCUGGCUGCAGCGGUGUCAAGAUGGGUCCCCAGAAUUGCUGGAGGCUACUGACGCCUGUGGACCUGGCCUGAGCUCAGAGGAGCCUGGCAAGGAACCACAGCUGCCGCAGACCUCAGGUGUGCUGGCCACCCUUGGCAACACUGGCCCUGACCCCAAGGGUCCAACAUUGCAGGAAGCCGGGGGCAACAAAGGGAACCCUCGGCCCAGCAAAACACCCACGCCGGGCUGGGACCCUCAGGGCGCACCUCCACAGACCCAGUGGGACCAAGACCAUGUGAGACCCUGGCUUAAGGAUGCUGGGGCCACAGAGCUUAAUGAAGAUGCUCUGGAGGAUCAGUCUCCUCGGCCCCGGAUCAGCUCCUCCACACCCAGGUCCACCUUCCAGGAAAGGGGUAACUAUGUCAAGCUGAACCUGAAGCAGAAAAGAUAUGCACGGGGCCCAGCCCUGCGGGGUGCUCACCUCAGAAAGCAGGUGAGGAAGCAAAAGUGGCAGAAGAAGAGGGUGUGUUUCAGAAGCAGCCUAUCUGGAACCCCAGCCAAGGACUCCUGCUUCCGCUGCGGGCAACCCGGGCACUGGGCCUCCCAGUGCCCCCAGUCAGGUGGGCCCCACCCAGGGACCAAGUCUGGUUUGGAAAGGUGCUGUGUUCCUUACAAGGCGGCCUUACCUGUCCCCCACCCUAGCCCCGAGCCUCCCCUGGCCCGGGAAGAGGGUGGCAGAGACCAGGACAAAGUGGCUCACAAGAUGGGUGCUACCAACUGCCAGCUUCCUGCAGGGGAGGAUGACACUGGACCCACCAUGCCCCUGGAGUCCCACCCAGCCCCCAUGGUACCGCCCCUCUACCCACCUGGACCAUCGAAGCAGGUAGCAGAGACCCCGCCUGAGGUGUUGCAGGCCCUGAGGCAGCUGGGACACCAGGCCUUCCGUCCCUGGCAGGAACAGGCGGUCAUGAGGGUCCUGUCAGGCAUCUCCACCUUGUUGGUGCUCCCCACGGGGACCGGCAAGUCCCUGUGUUACCAGCUCCCAGCUCUGCUGUAUGCGCGGCACAGCCCCUGCCUGACGCUAGUCAUCUCCCCGCUCGUCGCGCUCAUGGACGACCAGGUGUUGGGCCUGCCUCCAGGCCUGAAGGCUGCCUGUCUCCACUCAGGCUUGAACAGGAAGCAACGAGAGAGUGUCCUGCAGAAGGCAAGGACAGCCCAGGUCCAUCUGCUGCUGCUAUCACCAGAGGCCGUGGUGGGGGCUGGGUCGGGAGGUGCCACCUGCCUGCCCCAAGCCUCUCAGCUGCCGCCUGUGCCCUUCGCCUGCAUUGAUGAGGCCCACUGCCUCUCACAGUGGUCUCACAACUUCCGGCCAUGCUACCUGCGUGUCUGCCAGGUGCUGAGGGAGCACAUAGGCGUCAGGUGCUUCCUGGGUCUCACGGCCACAGCCCCUCGCAGCACCGCCCUGGAUGUGGCCCGGCACCUAGGUGUGCCUGAGGGGCCUAUUGGGCUCCCGGGCACUAUUCCUGCCAACCUGCACCUCUCUGUGUCCACGGACAGGGACCCUGAGCAGGCCCUGGUGACGCUGCUGCAGGGGGAGCGGUUCCGAGCCCUGGACUCCAUCAUUGUCUACUGCAACAGGCGGGAGGACACGGAGCGAACUGCUGCCCGCCUCCGCACUGCCCUGCAGGAGAGCCCACACCCUAGAGGGGUUGGCACCGAGAAGGUGGCCCAGGCCUAUCACGCCGGCAUGUGCAUUCAGGAGCGGCGGCGGGUGCAGAAGGCUUUCAUGCAGGGCCAGCUACGCGUGGUUGUGGCCACUGUAGCCUUUGGGAUGGGGCUGGACCGGCCAGGCGUGAGGGCCGUGGUGCACCUGGGGCUGCCGCCAAGCUUUGAGAGCUACGUACAGGCUGUGGGCCGAGCAGGGCGUGACGGGCAACCCGCCCACUGCCACCUCUUCCUACAGCCCCAGGGUGAAGACCUGAGGGAGCUUCGGAAGCACGUGCACGCCGAUGCUGUAGACUUCCUCGCCGUGAAGAGGCUGGUGCAGCAAGUCUUCUCAGCCUGCUCCUGUGGCCAGCCCUCCCCAGAGAGCAGUAGAGCCAGGGCUGGGGUACCACUGGAAGCCGAGCAGCAAGGCACCCAGGACACACUGCCUGAACCAAGGAGCACCUGCCGGGGGCACACACGAGCCCUCUUGAUUCAGCCUGCGGAACAAGCCCUGGACAUGCCCCAGGAGGCCAUCCAGACCCUCCUAUGCUACCUGGAACUGCACCCACAGCGCUGGCUGGAGCUGCUGCCCCCCACCUACGCCCAGUGCCGUGUACACUGCCCCAGUGGCCCUGCCCAACUCCGUGCCCUGGCACUCAGCUGUCCCCCCCUGGCUGCAGGACUGGACCGUCGGGUGGCUGGGGACACUCAGAGUGGGGGUGCCAGCUCUGUGGAGUUCAACGUGGUCGAGCUGGCAGACGCCAUGAGCUGGGAGCUGGCCCCUGUGCGGCGGGCCUUACGUCAGCUGCAGUGGGACCAGGAGCCCAGAGCAGGGACUCCACGGAGCACAGGGGUGUUGGUGGAGUUUGGGGAACUGGCUUUCCACUUGCGCUGCCGCGGGGACCUGACCCCCGAGGAGAAGGACCAGCUAUGCGAAUUUCUGCAUGGCCGAGUGUGCACAAGGGAGCGUGAGGCCCUGGCCCGCCUGCGCUGUACCGCCCAGGCCUUCCGCAGCGUGGCCUUCCCCAGCUGCGGGCCGUGCCUGGAGCAGCCCAGUGCAGAGCAGAGCACCCGGCUCAAGGCCCUAGUGGAGCGCUACUUUCAGGAGGAGGAGGAGGAGGAGGAAAUGCUGGGCUCGGGGGACCUGGAAGGCCCAGAGCCAGGGCAGGACAGACUCCAGGACUGGGAGGACCAGAUCCGGCGAGACAUCCGCCAGCUCCUGUCACUGCGGCCGGAGGAGAAGUUCUCGGGCAGGGCUGUGGCCCGCAUCUUUCAUGGCAUCGGAAGCCCCUGCUACCCAGCCCUGGUAUUCGGGCAUGACCGGCGCUUCUGGAGGAAGUACUUGCACGUGAGCUUCCAUGCCCUGAUGCGUGUGGCCACAGAGGAACUGCUGCUGUGGAGCCACUGAUGCCGACCGCAAUGCGUGGGGGCAAGGGGAUCCCCAAAAUACAGAAUAAAAGGAGCAUGACUGCACACAGCUUCCUCCUGCUCUCCACACACAGCCCCCUGCACCUCAGACACAGCCUGGGGCACCCUAAACUUUAUUGGUAGAAGGUAGGCACCAGGCCCAGGUAGAGAGUGGACAUGGCCGAGAGGGCCAGGAAGAGUGAGAAGCAGGACCGGAGUCCCAGGCUGUCGGCCAGUGCACCGGCCAGCGUGGCCAUCAGCAGCUUGCCCAGCAGCUCCAGUGUGGCCAGGAAACUGUAGUGUGUGGCCUGGGAGGGAGAGGGGCAGAAUGGGUGAGCCCGGGAGCACUCAGCCUGCAGCCU
This is a messenger RNA of Echinops telfairi (small Madagascar hedgehog), 4012 nucleotides long. RefSeq names its product RecQ like helicase 4 (gene RECQL4). Gene Ontology annotation, biological process: double-strand break repair via homologous recombination; telomere maintenance. Gene Ontology annotation, molecular function: zinc ion binding; four-way junction helicase activity; nucleic acid binding. Gene Ontology annotation, cellular component: nucleus; cytoplasm; chromosome. Lineage: Eukaryota; Metazoa; Chordata; Mammalia; Afrosoricida; Tenrecidae. The transcript is spliced from 20 exons. The record is from RefSeq and is a predicted model, not a curated record. The coding region runs from base 1 to 3651 and encodes 1216 amino acids.